AUGGCUGGUGGCAUGAGAGCGACAGGCCCCAAGCGCCGCCCUCCCAAAGAGAAGCCCUGCACCGCACCGAAGCACCCAGCAGCAGGGAAGGUGUCCCACGUCGGUGUGGUUGCCAAGUUCAAGAGCGGCAAGACGGUCGUGACAGCCGAGGCCGAGGCCGAGGCCACCGCCUGUGCUAGGGACGCCCGCUCCCAGGGAGCUGGCGCAGCGAACGUCGAUGGUGAAAGCCAGGCGGAUCUCGACGCCCGCAGCGGCGCGGCUCGCGAGGAGGUUGCCGGUGUGCAGCGGCAGGACAUCAAGGGCCGGCAGGAGGGCGGUUUCCUUUUGCAGGCCGUCCAGCCCCUUGACACGGCCCAGGGAGACGGCGGCGCAGAGUCACUGGCAGGCGCCUCGGGGCCCAAGGUUCCAGUUGCCGUGCCGGUCGGCGCCCGCAUGUGCUCCGCUGACGUGGCCGUCCUGGUCGCCGAUGCCUUCUCAGAUGGACUCGAGUUUGCCGCUCUGCAGGAGCAGCUGCGCCAGGAAGAGGCGGUGGCGCGGCUCCUUGAGGCCGAGGCCGCAGCCGAGAAGGAGUGCGAGGGCCGCAUUGCGGCGGAGACGCUGCUGCGGCGCAGGCGGCGCACCAAUGACGUGCUCGCCGUGGAGAACGAGUUGCUUCAGGAGCAGCUGCGGCGGGCAGAGGCGGACGCAGCAAGCCACGAAGCGCGCGCCGCAGCCGCCGAGGACGCGUGGGCGCAGCAAACGGCGCGCGCCGAUGCGGCCGGGGUGCUUGCAGCGGACCAGGCUGUGCGCGCGGCUGCUGCUGAGGCGCGCGAGGCGCAGCAGGCCGUGCGGGUUGCAGCCGCUGAGUCGGCAGCCGUCGCGGCGCGGUGCGAGGCCGCCGCGCGGCUCGAAAGGCAGAGGGGCGAGGUUGCUUCCAGCCAUGCUGCCGCUGAGAAGGCCGCCGGCGAGAUCCGAGGGCUGCGCGCACGCGUCGCCUACCUGACUGGUCAGCUUGAGCGCAGACCAGUGAAGGUGAUGCCAGCGCGCAGCCUGCCGGUGGCACCCCGCAAGCUGGAAGUGGAGCUGCGCAGCCAGCUCGCGGUGGCCGAGGAGCGGCUGUCGGCGCAACAGGCGGCGGCGGCGGCGGCGCGCGCCGGCCAGCAGCAGGCCGAGGCAGAGCGCCUGCAGCUCGCGGCGCAGCUGGAGGGCGCGCGGCUGGGCGUGCAGAGGUUUGAAGAGAGGGUGGCCGCCAUGGAGGGCGGCCUUGUUGUGGUGAGGGAGCGUGUGGCGCAGCUGCAGCAGGCGGAGGCCCUGGCGCGCCAGGGGCAGCGGGAGGCAGAGGAAGGCGUGCGGGCGGCCGACGCGCGCGCAGCCGCCGCUGAGGGUGCGGCCGCCUCAGCCGAGGCGGUGGCUGCCGAGUCACUCGCGGCGGCCAAGGCGGCUGCCGCGCGGGCGGCGGAGCAGGUGGCGGCGGCACAGGAGGAGGCUGAGCACGAGCGUGCGGCCAAGGUGGCGGCGCAGCAGGCACAGGCCGCAGCAGAGGCGGCCUUGGCUCAGGAGCUCAGUCGGGGAGAGCAGCAGCAGCAGGCGCACACUGCAGAGCUGCAGCGCGUGGGACAGCAGGCGGCGGCGUUCGUAGUGGCCGCCGCUGCGACGGCGUCUGAAGCCGCGGCGCAGCUGCAGCAGAUGCAGCAACAGGUCGCAGCUGAGCAGGCAGAGAGGCGGGUGGCCGCCGAGGCGCUGGCUGUGUCGCUCGCGGCGGCCGAGGAUGAGAGUCGGCGGCAGCGGCGGGAGUGCGGACGCCUGCAGCAGCAGCUGGAGCGUGAGAGGGCAGAGCGGCGGAGCGCAGAGGCAGCGGCGGUGGUGGUCUUGGAGGCAGCGCGGUCUGAAGCUGCCCGCCUGCAGGAGCAGCUGGCGGCAAUUCAGGCCCAUCAGCGGGCCUCUCUGGAGCCGAGCGGCGAUGCGAGUGCCACCGACGGGGUCUCGACCCCGCAGCCUGUGACGCCCGGCCCUGAGCCUGGCGCCGGGGCGGCGCGCCUGCUGAGGCGUAACAGCAGCGGCGCCAGCAGCGGCAGCAGCCGGGCCGGCAGCUUCAUCCUGCGACGCCUGCAGGCGGACGACGCGUCGCCGGUGCGCACGCCACAGCGGCUGCAAAGCCUGGGCAUGCGCGCCAGCAGUGAGGGUGCUGCGAGCGACGAGGGGCGCGAGAGCGAUGACGGGCUCAGGGCCGCAGGCUCUGAUCCAGCCCGCGGCGGCGGCCGGCGCUGCACUUGGAUCAGGGUAGCAGCAGCGGCGGCAGCAGCGACCGCAGGCGUGGUUGCCGCGGCGGCAGCCGGCGGGCUGGUGGGCUCGUGGGUCGGUGGCGGCCGCCUGCGGCGCGGGCACAGGUGCUCGUAG
Monoraphidium neglectum is the source of this 2376-nucleotide messenger RNA. RefSeq lists its product as hypothetical. NCBI's taxonomy places the organism in Eukaryota, Viridiplantae, Chlorophyta, Chlorophyceae, Sphaeropleales, Selenastraceae. The record is from RefSeq and is a predicted model, not a curated record. The coding region runs from base 1 to 2376 and encodes 791 amino acids. The transcript has 3 exons.